UCCCUGGUGUGGGUGAGGUAAUCUGUGCUGAGUGAAGACGUACUUUGUAAGCUCUUUGUAAAACUGAACCAACUAUGCUCUCAAUCGAGCAACGCUACCAACAGCUUAAAGAGGAGCAGAAGGAGGUCAGACGAGAGAGAUUCGACGACUGACUGAAGAAUAAGUAUGAUCUUUCGGCAGAAUGGAGGAAGCUACAUUUACCUGCAGGAGGCGUUUGGUCCCAUUCCUGCAUUCCUACACCUGUGGAUGUCUGUUCUGAUAAGUACGCCGAGCAAGAGAGCCAUCGGGGCGCUAACCUUUGCUAACUACAUCAUAAAGCCCUUCUUUCCAGAAUGCCAGGAGCCUCCGAAGUCCGCUCUCAGGAUGGUCGGAAUCCUUUUCAUUGUAACGUUAGCGUGGGUCAACUCCAGGAAGGUCAAAUGGGCUACCAGAGUGCAGAACACACUGGCACUGACUAAGGUAUUGGCACUCAUCAUGAUCAUCGUAAUUGGUAUCAACUACCUGGCGUGGGGACGCACACACAACUACAGACACAUCAUGGUCGGCACCAACUGGGAUCCAGCAUCAAUCGCCACAGCGUUUUAUCAGAGUCUCUACGCUUACAGUGGCUGGGGCAACGUUGGUCUGAUCUUAGAGGAAAUUAAGGACCCAACGAGGAACGUGCCGAAGGCCAUCGCUAUCUCGUUCACCAGUAUCACAGUGAUCUAUGUCCUCACCAACGGCGCCUACCUCGCUGUGCUCACACCCAGCCAGAUGCUCUCCUCUGCAGCCGUGGCUGUGCUUUUCGGCAACCUGACCAUGGGUGUGAUGGCGUGGAUGAUUCCCUUCUUCGUGGCUUGUUCUACUGCUGGUUCCUCCAAUGGCGUCAUUUUCGCAGAUGCGAGGCUUCUGUUUGCCAGUUCGAGGCGCGGCCACAUACCACGAGUGUUCUCCCAACUCCACGUCCACAACUGCAUUCCCAUCCCUGCCCUCAUCUUCAUCGCCUCUAUCACCAUGAUGAUGUUCGUGACCUCAGACGUGGUAGUGCUCAUCAACUACCUCUCAUUCUCCGGUAGUCUGGUUGAACUGGGCUCCAUGAUAGCCUUCUUCUGGUUCCGCAUCAAGCAGCCCGACCGACACAGGCCAAUGAAGGUGUGGAUCGGCCUCCCCAUAAUAUACUUCAUGGUCUCUGUGUUCCUGACGGUGCUGCCAGUGGUCCGUCAACCACUGGAAGUGUUGGUGGCAGUGAUCGUCAUCAUCACGGGUCUUCCAGUCUACUACUUCACCAUCCACAGACAGAAGAAACCACAGAAGUUACUCCAGGUUAUGGACAAAGUGGAGUACCUGUGUCAGCUGGUGUUCCUGACGGUGCCGGAGGAUAAAACGGUGUGAGGACGUGUGAACCACUACACAACCUAUCAAUGUUGCACUGUCGAAAUGAGCAGAACUCUUGCGUGGCAGAUUCAGUAGCCUGAAGCCUACAACACGAGUCUUCCACAUCGUUGUAAGAGCCUUCAAGGCUACAGCACUCUAAAAAGUACACACAGAGCCUCACGAUCUAAGAUACAAAUUUCUUUUAUUUUUUGACUGUAUGGUCAUCAGCAUGUACAUAAACCCUCAAAGGAAGAAACAAAAGUUUGUCCAAGGUGACUCAAGGAACUCUGAUACUGAUACUCAACACUUGCUGUAACCCCCGCCCCCUUCCUCGUCUCUCUGAAAUAUUAAGAGAGGAAACGUGCAUCUCCUAGGGACGUAGUGGCCAGGUUAAGGCUUGGUUACAAGUAGUUCUGGAAGUUUGGAAGACACACAGAUGAUGAUCAAACUAAAUGCAAAUUAUGUGAUCAGACAUAUGGUCACUGUCUUGAACACUAUGUGCUUAAUUGUCCACUUAUUGAGGAAUACAGAGACAGACAGUAUAAUAACCUAUGUGACAUGUCAAGAUAUCUUAUUAAUGAAAAUAAGAUACCAGAUAUACUAAGCAAAUUUCCUAAAUUUGCUUGUAACAGAUAAGUGAACUGUAGAUAUGUAAAUAUAAAUCCAUAUGUACACCAGUUAACCCUUUUGGGGCCUAGUUCAUAGGCCUUUUGUGUACCCAUAUGCUCUUGCGCUACCGUCUACAGGAUGGAUAUGGGGUGCACAAUAAACUAGCCACUUCGGUGGCAAAAUCUAAAUCCUAGGGACGGUUACAUACUAUAUGUAGUGUCAGUUCUUGAGAAUAUGAAGUUUAUGGUGGUUCUAUAUGCUACGUUCUGAUCUCAUGAGAAGCAUGAUUCAUCCAUGAAGUCCUUUCUUAUCUCCACUUUAAGGGUGCAACAGGCUGCUGGAUGUUCUCCCUCAAUGGCAGAGGUAUAUAAUGCUAGGGAGUUUUACAAAUGUGAAUGCACACACACACAUGGGCGCGUAGCAAAUCUAAGAAUUGCGUUUCGACAUAUAAGCAAGAAGUCAUUCACGACACUGUACAUUGUGUACGUCAGGUCCAUACUGGAGAAUGUAGCACCAGUAUGGAAUCCACACCUGGUCAAGCACGUCAACAAAUUGAAAAGAGUGCAAAAGUUUGCAACAAGAUUAGUCCAUGAGCUAAGAGGUAUGUACUACAAGGAGAGGUUAAAGAAGCUCAAUCUGACGACACUAGAGAAUAGGAGGGAUAGGGGAAGAUAUGAUAACGACGUGUAAAAUACUGAGAGGCAUUGACAAGGUGGAUAGGGCCAGAAUGUUUCAGAGAUGGGACACAGGAACAAGGGAACACAACCGGAAGUUAAAACCUUAAAUAAGUCAUAGGGAUGUUAAGAAGUAUUUCUUCAGCCUUAGACUUAUCAGGAAGUGGAACAAUCUGGUGAGUGAAGUAGAGGAGGCAGGAUCCAUACAUAGGUUGGAGUAGAGGUACGAUAGGGCUCUUGGAGCAUGGAGAGAGUAGACAUAGAAGCUACUAGCGAAGAGGCAGGCCAGAAGCUGUGAAUAGACCCUUGCAACCACAAAUAAGUGAGCACACACACACACACACACACAC
This is a messenger RNA of Cherax quadricarinatus, 2986 nucleotides long. NCBI's taxonomy places the organism in Eukaryota, Metazoa, Arthropoda, Malacostraca, Decapoda, Parastacidae. The record is from RefSeq and is a predicted model, not a curated record.